AGUCGGGUGUCGUCUCUCUCGCGAUGUUCUGAUGAAAGCCUUGAUUUCUCUUUCAUUUUCUUUAAUUCUCCACGCUGGACGUGUUGGCAAUCUCUGUGACUCUAGUUUCAUUUGCCUCGCUGACUGCCACGCUGCCAACGCAAGUAACCGCAGUUGCCUGAUAUGACAUCCACGAUGCCUCUCGUUCAGCAUCCCUUUAUAUCAACUAAAGACCGGUUUCCACUUUCUGCACACUUGCCCUCAACAAAGUCUUCUCGCAACAUGAAAAAACUCUCCAUCACUCUCCCAACAAACAAUGAUCCUCCCACACUUCCUCUUUCGAACAACAAUCCUCUGGCCCGACCUCGUCGUCCAUCCGUUGUUUCCCUUCCUCCCAUUACAUCCUCCCUUUUACACCGCAAAGAUGAAGACCUGGCUUCUUCUCCCAGUAUCCCUUAUGCAGACGGCCCCAUUCAGAUCAUCCCUGGAAUUUGGCUUGGCUCUGAAGAAAAUGCUCGUGAUUGGAACGGUCUCAUCGAAAGGGGAAUCAAAUCUGUUCUCAACGUAGCAAAGGAAGUGGCUUCCCCUUUUGAUGCUGCAACCAAAUCUCUCCGUACCGUAUCUUCCACGCCCAACUUUAGAAAUUCGCAUGAUCAAGAUCCUACAUACUAUCCCCCACAUAUUGCAUCAGGCAGACCCGCCAUGCAUUACUUGAAGCUACAAUGGUCCCAUGGCCAGCAGGACCUUGUCGAGCAUGGCUUUCAAGAAGCCAUGCAAUUUACAGACGCUGCUCUCCAACGCUCCGAGGCCAUCCUCAUCCACUGUCAAUGUGGGGUCUCGCGGUCGGCUACCAUGGUAAUUGCCCUGGUCAUGCGCGCAGCCGCUGAAAACUCCCCCUCGGUUCCUCCCGAGGUCUGGGCUUUGAAGGGUAUGCAAGAAGCAUACGCUUUUGUAAAGGAAAAAAGCCCAUGUGUGGGUCCCAACAUGCACCUCAUAUAUCAACUUUCGGCGUACGAGAAAAAGUUGAAGGGUGUUUCGCCCCAAAACUCGGAACCGUCUUCCGCCGCCGACGAGGAGGAAGAGGAGUGGGGUCGCCGUCGCCGCAUGUUGGAUGAGCCAUCUCCAGAGGGUGAAGAGCACGGUACGCUUGUCAUGCAAGAAGCUCGUGCACUCGACAAGGCAAUGGAGGAUCGUAUUAUCGCCCGCAAAGCUUCUACCUCUUCGAUAACGUCAACUGGCUCUGGCGUCGGUAUGGGUGCCGUAUGGAGAAGUCGCUAUGGCUCUAGGAAACGCACAGGAUCCAUCGCCAGCAGCAAAACAAACGGCAGCAUCAUCAGCGAAGACCUUGUAGAGGAAGAGGAGGAACGGGAACUUUUGGGCAUCGGUGGUGGAUUCGACGAUGAAGAGGCUCGUUCGCGGCGAAGCUCUGGACUAGAGGAUUCGUCCGUAUUCAACUCUCCGGACGACGAAAUCGAGCAAACCAUCGACGUUCUGCCUGUCGCGGCCUGCGCACAGCCUCCUUCCGCUCCUGUUUGGAGAAAUUCGUUUCAUCUUCCUCCACCAGCUACUGCCGUGCAAACAUCGUUCGAUCUGCCUCCUCGACGUUUGAAACGCCGGCCGCCCCCAAUCGGUGUCCUUCCUCCUGUCCCAUCAUCACCCAUCACCCUCGUUGUCGGACCUGAGCAACCCCCACCUCCCUUAAAACCUGCCGUUCGCCAACGUGCUGAAUCACGCAAGUUGGCCCCACCCCCCUUGCAUCUUCGCAAUAGUGUUUUACGAAGAGCAUCUGCCGUCAUCGAGCCAUCUGUUGCACCUACACCCUCUCAAACCCUCUUCGUCUUUCCUCCUUCACCUACACUGACAACGCGAACACCCUCCACCAUGACUUUGACUUCCAACGUGAGCAGCCCCGUGCCAUUUCCCAGUCUGGCGACCCCUCGGGUGUCAACCUUUCGCUCACACGGUCGGACGCGGUCUUUCAUUGGCUUGGGCGCAUCACCUGCAACGACCGUUGGAUUUUCAAAAGUCGAUGCACGUGGCUAUGUCGGCCUUCCAUAGGAUUCCCGUUAUGCUUAUAUGCCCAGUUUGAAAACUUUGAUGCCUUGAGGUUUUGUUUCGGUCUUACCAAUGCAUCUUUCAUGGACCUGUCACCUACGCAUCACUUUCUCAUUUUAUCAUGCACAGGUUAUAUAUUUCAUCUCUGCUUUCGAACUUUUUGGACUGGCAUCCUUUCAUCUUCUGUUGUACUUGCUUCGCGUUUGUAUUCCGCCUAUGUAUUGAAUGCUAUGGAUCAUCAAAACGAUACCCUCUAACCG
Messenger RNA from Laccaria bicolor S238N-H82, 2294 nucleotides. RefSeq lists its product as uncharacterized. NCBI's taxonomy places the organism in Eukaryota, Fungi, Basidiomycota, Agaricomycetes, Agaricales, Hydnangiaceae. The record is from RefSeq and is a predicted model, not a curated record. The coding region runs from base 163 to 2037 and encodes 624 amino acids. Gene Ontology annotation, biological process: negative regulation of MAPK cascade; protein dephosphorylation. Gene Ontology annotation, molecular function: MAP kinase tyrosine/serine/threonine phosphatase activity; protein tyrosine/threonine phosphatase activity. The transcript has 3 exons. Gene Ontology annotation, cellular component: cytoplasm.